Messenger RNA from Colletes gigas, 515 nucleotides. It is a transcript of the gene RpL28, whose product is annotated as 60S ribosomal protein L28. The record is from RefSeq and is a predicted model, not a curated record. Lineage: Eukaryota; Metazoa; Arthropoda; Insecta; Hymenoptera; Colletidae. Gene Ontology annotation, biological process: translation. The coding region runs from base 88 to 504 and encodes 138 amino acids. Gene Ontology annotation, cellular component: cytosolic large ribosomal subunit; ribosome. The transcript is spliced from 4 exons. Gene Ontology annotation, molecular function: structural constituent of ribosome.
ACAAAAGAAUUUAAUAGUAUCGGUUGAAAGUGUGGUAUUUUGGUUAAGAAGCAAAGUGAAUCAAAGUUAACCUCAAGAUUAUUCAAGAUGUCGUCUCAUUUGAAUUGGAUGAUUAUUCGUAACAAUAAUGCUUUUCUUCUAAAAAAGCGUAAUAUCAAUAAACCAUUCUCCAAGGAACCAAAUAAUUUGACUAACCUCAGUAGCUAUCGUUACUCUGGUUUGAUCCACAGAAAAAGUGUUGGCAUUGUUGAUGCACUCGACAAGAAAGGUUUCACAGUUGUUUAUAAAAAAGCAAAAUCAGUUAAAAAGCCUGCAAAAGCCACUGUUCGGUGUACAAUGAAAGCGGGAGCUCGUCGUUCUUUGUACAAAUUGAAAAGAUUGCUCACAAAAAAUAAAUAUCGUGUUGAUCUGACCAAGGUUGCUCUCCGUCGUGCCAGUGCUGUAUUGCGCUCCCAAAAACCUUUACCCGCUAAGAAAACUCGUACGACCAAAAAGGCUGAUUAAUUCAUGUACAU